This is a messenger RNA of Schistocerca americana (American grasshopper), 618 nucleotides long. RefSeq names its product neurogenin-3 (gene tap). NCBI's taxonomy places the organism in Eukaryota, Metazoa, Arthropoda, Insecta, Orthoptera, Acrididae. The transcript has 3 exons. The annotation marks the transcript as partial. The record is from RefSeq and is a predicted model, not a curated record. Gene Ontology annotation, molecular function: protein dimerization activity.
CAGCAGCAGCAGCUGCUGCAGCAGACGCAGCAGCAGCAGGUGUCCAGGCCCAGGGGACGCAGGGGCGCCUCCAGCAAACCCAGGGCCGGCCGCGCGCGCAGCCCCACACAGCUGCUGCGGCUGAAGCGGCACCGGCGCAUGAAGGCGAACGACCGCGAGCGCCACCGCAUGCACCUGCUGAACGAGGCGCUGGACCGGCUGCGCUGCGUGCUGCCCACCUUCCCCGAGGACACCAAGCUCACCAAGAUCGAGACGCUGCGCUUCGCGCACAACUACAUCUGGGCGCUGAGCCAGACGGUGCGCAUGAUCCACAGCCAGCAGCAGCAGCAGCCGGACGACCCCGCGUCCGCGACGGCGCCGCCGCCCGUGACGCUGAGCGUGGGCAGCGUGACCGUGAGCAUCGGCGGCGAGCGCGGCAACCUCAUCACCUCGAGCAGCGGCAGCUGCGCCGUCGCGCAGCAGCGCAGGCUCCAGGGCCAGCAGCUGUUCGCUGCCUCCAACGCUCCAGCCUGCACCAGCCUGCACGACGACACCUGCUCCAGCUACAGCGACCUCUCCGAGUGCUACGGCAGUCCGCCCUCCUACCACCCGCACCACUCAAUGUACCAGUGCAUGUGA